Molecule: messenger RNA, 4817 nt
Organism: Oncorhynchus keta (chum salmon)
Lineage: Eukaryota; Metazoa; Chordata; Actinopteri; Salmoniformes; Salmonidae
Exons: 2
Coding region: 1771-4704 (977 amino acids)
Source: RefSeq, a predicted model, not a curated record
CCCCUCUACCUUGUGUGUUACAGGUGGGAGACUGGAUUAGGAUUAAGACCAGGAGCUGACACGGGGAAUAGAGUCCCAACAAAACAAAAACAAACAACAACAAAAAGAAGGAAAAAGACACCAGGUAAUUGCCGUGAUCAGUGCAAACACGAUCAAAGUAGACGGUGAUAUAACGGUAGACGUUGCACAACUUAAAAAGGUAUGUCCACCAGAGUAGUUAAUCCAGAGUGGCUGCACAUGUCGACCUGCAGGUCAGGAAUACAGGUGAGACGCUCAGAUGACGCAGUAUGGAUAACCACUCAUCUAAGACACGAACAACUGGCGAAAGCAGGAGUGGUAGUUCGGGGGAAUACCAGGGCUGUGUGGCACAAAAGCAGGUGCACAGAUUCAGGACAGAAAGGUUAUAUGAACAUAGCCCCAUGUGAGGUAUGCGGAGAACCCACAGGGGAGGUGCAGUAUGAAGGCCCGGCCAAGAUGAGCAUAAGGCAGAUAGCCACAGGAAGUGACUGUGGUAAGAGAGGUGGUAGGCAAAGAGUAAGAAGGGUUCUCUGGUGCAAGAGAUGUGAUAGGGACGUAUUUCCAAACUGCAUGGUAGGAGUACAGGAAGUGACAUCAGAGAGAUGUGAUAGGGACGUAUUUCCAAACUGCAUGGUAGGAGUACAGGAAGUGACAUCAGAGAGAUGUGAUAGGGACGUAUUUCCAAACUGCAUGGUAGGAGUACAGGUAGUGACAUCAGAGAGAUGUGAUAGGGACGUAUUUCCAAACUGCAUGGUAGGAGUACAGGUAGUGACAUCAGAGAGAUGUGAUAGGGACGUAUUUCCAAACUGCAUGGUAGGAGUACAGGUAAGUGACAUCAGGAUGGGAGCCGAAGCAGUGCACAUGUGUAUGGACACACAGAGGUGUGUUGGUCCAGAAGAACUGUGGAGUGCAGACCUCAGAAACUGAGAGGGGGGAAUGACCUGUUAAGAGGUAGCUUACUCACUCCUGUGAGAAGGGAGGAAGGCCUAUGGCCUGUGGAAGCAGGGCCCUUCAGAUUGGCUGGAGGAAUAAGUACCUACAAAAAUUGUGAACAGUGGCUGGAAGAAAGGAAAAGUGACCCAGUCCCAGUGACAGGAUAUGGAACACAACCAGGAGAACCAGAAUGUUGGAUGAGGGUAGACGGGAAUUUUUCCCUAUGGAACCCUAGGACUUACCUAAGUCAGAUGUUGACAAACAGACAUGACUGGGAACAAGAUGAUGAAUAUGAAUUAGACAAUAACCAUGAGAGAAACGACCACCAUGGGGUAAUGAGAAGAUGCUGGUGGGAAGGAACAUGUAAGCCAGUGAGAGAAUAUCACUGGGGCAGGUUAAUGAGGAAAGAGAAGACAAUGUGCUGUGUCUCCAAGCUUAUGGCCAUAGAGGAUACAGAACCGGUAAGGGGUGACAAAAGAGAAAGGCACAUGGUGAAAUUGGGCUGGCAAAUAUACAUUGCCCAGGACCCCAAAACCAAAUUGGACUGUGUAUACUCGUGCCACAUGUUGGUGGACAGGAAAGCAGCUCCUGGAGAGGGAAGAGGUAGAAAAGAAGCUGCUCUACCUGAUCCACAAGGAAAAAUGAGAAGGUUGAUUAACCUAAUAAAAAGAAAACUAACCUCAGACACACGAGACCUUGGAGAGGGCACAUCUAGACAAAGGGACACAGGCCAUACUAGGUCCGCCAUUUGUAAAAAAAUAAAUAAAUAAAGAAGGAAACAAAACUUACUAGAAUGUCUCCCUCUGUUUCCACAGGGAAAUGAGGCUGGGAGAAUAUAGAACCAGGCAUAGGGAAUGCAAGGUGGGAUGGUUCUGGUGGGUAAGUAUCCUUUCCACCAUAAUAUUAGUACCCACCACCAUAAUAAUAGGACUAAACCUAGGGAUAGUGUAUGAAAAACAAGAGAGAGAAUUAGUACAGGGACUAGAGAUACUCCAAGAAAAAUGUGCCAACUCUAUACCAACCUAUAGAGCAUUUACAAAGAGAUGGGGCACACCAGUACAAUGCACCAUAACAAAUGACUCACUGUGUCCAGGACACCCUUCAGUCAAGUUAAAACAGAGAUAUAAUAUUACGAAAUGGGAUCUGACCUGGGACCAUAAUGAUAUCAUAGUGGUGUUGUGGAAAUUAGUGACCAGUAACACACUCCAAGGGUAUAUAGUAAAUAUAACUAAAGGACCAGUACUGGUUAAUCAGACAUGUGAGAAUGGACAAUAUAUGAAUUCAUAUAAAGGUGGCCAGUGGAGGGGACAGCUGGGUGAUGCAGAGAAUAUAACGGAGAUCAAAUUUAUCUAUGAUCAAAGUAUGGCCAGUUCACCUUGGGAAAGUGUUGAGUGCCACAGUUUAACGACUGCUUCCAACACCUCGGCCAGGCCUAGGAGGACGAAACCAACGCGUUGGCCUCGGAUGAGCAAAAAUAGCAUGCCCACAAGUCAUGCAUCAGCAAGUCAUGCAUCAGCAAGUCAUGCAUCAGCAAGUCAUGCAUCAGCAAGUUCAGCAAUAACGACAUCCCGUGAACCAGGCGAAAACAAUAUUAGCACCCUAGAGCGAGCUAAAAGGGUGGUGGCCCCCCUGACCACACUGGCGCACGACAAAACAGAACUUAACCUAACACACCCUGAGGGCCUAAAACAGGGUAUAGAUCAAGGGGGCUUAAAUAUAUUAUGUCUGAAAGAGAAUAGCUACAGGUACCGAGUAAGGCGCAGCACGCAGAGGCGAAUUACAGGACCAAGCCCUGAAGCUAAAUGGUUGAAUGAUAUAGUGUUAUACCUACACCCUGGAAAUUCCUCCUCGUGGGAUAAUAGAAUACUGGGAGGAAGGAAGGGGAUUAUUUUACCAUAUGCAAAAAAUAGGACCUAUAAGUAUCCAGGAUUUACUAGUGGCCCAUUAGAUAGGUUCCACCGGAUGGAAUAUGGAGUGUGGGGACAUGACAUUCCCCACUCCGCCAGGCCAGGAGAAAAAACAAUAAAGUAUUCCACCUCAGGAUGGGUAUGCCUUACGACACAGAAUAAUACAAACCCAGGGUUGGCCUAUCCCAGGUCAACCCCAUGGACAGCAUUAGACCUUAGGAGUUUGAAAGAAAAUUAUCAACAGAGCCUUGAGAUGGCCCAAAGAAUGUGUGCUAAAGCCCCAUUAUGGAACUGGGGACAAGAACCAAAUAACCUGUUCUAUAGGAAAAGAGGGAAUACCGCCCAACAGUAUUAUGACCAAUGGGUUAGACCCCCUGCAAAUAAAACUGAGGCCUGGGCACGAUACCAUUGCAUCUCAGCCCAUGGCAUAUUGAAAGAAUCAGGAAUCCCCCACUUCCAUAGAUGGUCAGGGGGACAUUAUCCUUCACCUGGAAUGCUGGGGGUAGCUCCGGCCUUCUCAGGCAGGAAUGAGAACGCAAACCAAAAAUUGGUAGACAUGGUAAACGCACGGGGCGCUUGCCACUCCAGAGUAUUGGCUGGAGGAGGUAUUUUAAAACAUAUAAGAACACAGGACAAAAUGGAACAUGUGCAUCAAUUUGGAUACAGUUUCCCUCCAAUAGGAAGAUUGAACACUGAUACCCUUAUAUGGAUGCAGGGAUUAAUGCUACAGAAAUGGAAUACAACCAUGGGAAAAAUGAUUACGAAUGCAUUUAUGAUGAAAGAAACGGUCAUUAAAAACUUUGAAGCCAGCACUAGUAUGAAGAGUACCACGGUGUCCAAAACAUUUGACCCAAUAGCAAUGGGAUGGGAUAAACGCCCGUUAGACCCCACUCCGUUAACCGGAGGAUACGUACAAUUAGCAUGCUAUGGAGGCAUUAAAUUCCAUGUAAACCAAGGGGAUAUAGCUGGCACCAGGGAUCAGACCCUUCGAACAGAUCCCUCUCUAGCAGAUUGGGCUAGAUAUACCCUUGAACCCGUGACCGCCCGGUGGCUGAUGGGAGGGUAUAAGGAAUGGGCCAUAAAGCUAAUGUGGCCACAACAGGAAGAACCAUGGGGAGACCUAUGGGGGAAAGGGUCAGACUGGGAUAAGAAUAUGACCCUGACUUGGAAUAUGUCCACGUGUAAACAGUUAUUUGACAAUGGUACAGUAUCAGAAGGGUGCAGUAUAAUUACACAAAACUUAGAACUGUUAAAAACUAUGGGGCAGGAAAACUACUGUAACAUAUUGAAGAGAAGGUUCUGGGACGAAGGAGCAGAUGGCAUAACGUGGUAUCGAGAUGAGGACACCACUAUGAGUAAUGCUUUAGGAGUCAACUGGUUAACUAGAGCAUGGGGAGGUUUUACCACAGGGAUGGCUAAAAUGGCAAAUGAUAUAAUAGUGGAACCUGUAAAUAAGGUGGUCACAGCCAUAAAUGACAAAUGGGAAGAAGUCACUUCAUGGUGUCAAGAAAUAAAAGAAAGAUUCUGGCUAGGGAUAAGUAUUACAGUAGGGAUCUUGAUAUUCAUAACGCUUAUGAUAGCCCUAAGCUACGCCAAAAGAAUGGGACUUCCAGUAGAUGCAGUACUGAGGAAGGGGUGGCUAUCCCUAUUUAAAAUAAUUAAAAUAACCCUUAGACUACUGAGAGAGUUAUUGAAGUUAAUACUAAAACUCUUGUGGAAAAUAUGCAAAGGAGUAAUAAUAUGGACUAUGGUAUACGAGAGAGUACAUCAAAGAUCUCCUGGCCGAUUAGAGCAACGGGAGACAGAGGGAACACGGGUAGACCUACUAGAGGUCACGAACUUGUGACCUGCCGAGAUGGCAACCGCAAACAUACACUGCUCUAAGAAAAGGAAGUAGGUAAUGCAUAACAAGGGGGGCACUGGCUGAAGGUGAAUAAAGGGGAGCUGUUUCUGCACAAU